UGACACGACAGCUACCUCACUCACUCUUGUGUCUUGAAUCUUCUCUCUCCUUGUGUGUGUUCGUGGCACCCUCUCGCGCUUUCUGCAACUUCGUUAACCUGUAUUAAUUGAAUGCAACACGAAGCAACGGAGAUAGAUUUUGUUUUACUGAUAACUGAAAAUGGGUGAAGCUGCUGAAGCUACCACUCUUUAUCAUCAUCAUCAUCGUAAUCGUAAUCAUGAGAGUGAGUACGAUCGCAAUCAACGACUUGAAGUUGACCUAUACCCUUUGAGCAGUUACUACUUUGGCGCCAAACACUCUAUUCCUUUCAAGGAUGAAACCCUAGCUGAUCGCUUUUCCAGGAUGAAAUCCAACUAUGCUGCUCGUGGAAUCCGUAAAUGCGUGGAAGCUGUCAUUCUGGUUGAGUUGUUCAAACAUCCACAUUUGCUGCUGUUGCAAGUCAAGAAUUCCAUCUUUAAACUACCUGGUGGUCGCUUAAGACCAGGUGAAUCAGAUAUUGAUGGAUUGAGGCGUAAGCUGGUAAGGAAGCUAUCUGUUAAUGAAGAUGACAAUGGGACUGAAUGGGAGGUGGGUGAGUGCCUUGGAAUGUGGUGGAGGGCUGAAUUCGAAACAUUAUUGUAUCCCUACCUGCCACCUAAUGUGAGAUCACCUAAGGAGUGUACGAAACUUUUUCUUGUGAAGCUGCCGGAGAGUCGAAAAUUCAUUGUGCCAAAGAACCUAAAGUUGCUUGCAGUUCCAUUGUGCCAAAUUCAUGAAAAUCAAAAGAGAUAUGGGCAAGUGAUAUCAGCGGUCCCUCAGCUACUUUCAAAGUUCUCCUUCAACAUGAUUGAAUCCUAAGUCAUUGACAUGAUGCAACCUUCGGUAGCUGAACAUGGCCUUGACGACUUGUACAUAUAUAUAUAUAUAUAUAUAUAUAUAUAUAGAGAGAGAGAGAGAGAGAGAGAGUAUACAAGAGUGAUAGUGAUGAUGAAAACUUGAAAUCAGAAAUGUGCAUGUUAUUUCAAUGGUUGGUUUGAAAUUUUUCCAUUGAGUACUUACCCCUUCCUUUUCUUUUGGGGCUUUUUUGUUGUUUUUUUAUUUUUCAAUAAUACACGUACAUACCCCCUCAUACACGCACAUGAUAUUUAGCCUUUGCUUCAUGGGAGUUGUCUGUAAGUGUGAAAUAGCAACUCCGAAUGAGUGAUUCAUUCAGCUACACUCCUCUCACUCACUCACUCUCAUUCUCUCUUCUUCUCAAAUCAUGACGAGACAAAUAUUUGCCAGACAUUCCUUUGAUUUCAACCACAACCGGGCCUAAGUUUUUUGUAAUGUGAACUUGUGAAAAAAACAGUUAAAUCUUUCAGUAGCUACUACUUCUGUAUUAUUAUGUCCAUCUCCCACCGGACAACUGAACAACCAGAAUUUUAAAGCCAAAGCCCAUCAUUUUUAAAGUUUAAGCACUACAAAAAAAAAACCAUACAAUAUUGCAAAUCACACG
Molecule: messenger RNA, 1478 nt
Organism: Arachis stenosperma
Lineage: Eukaryota; Viridiplantae; Streptophyta; Magnoliopsida; Fabales; Fabaceae
Product: pre-mRNA cleavage factor Im 25 kDa subunit 1
Exons: 7
Coding region: 161-838 (225 amino acids)
Cellular component (GO): mRNA cleavage factor complex
Molecular function (GO): mRNA binding
Source: RefSeq, a predicted model, not a curated record